ACGACGGUGCAGAAGCUAGGCCUCGCGCGGCCUCGACUAGUUUCCUAGCGGAGCCUGCGGCGGCAAGGCCUCGGUUGUGUGCGGCGAGUUUAGUUUUCUAUUUCUUAACGGUUUUAUUUUUGAACGGAUUUCCUUUUUGAACGGUUUUAGUUCUUGAACGGUUUUAGUUAAAUUGUUAAAGGUCGCUUUGGUGACGCGUGUCCUACGGGCAGCGUGAGUCUGGUGUUUGUUUGUGGUGCAGUGUUUUGAGUGUGGUAAGUGUUGAGUCUGAUGCUGUGUUGAGUCUAUGGUGCAGUGUUGUUAGUAUUAUCGGUAUUGCUGAGUCUAUGGGUAGUGUUGUUAGUAUUAUCGGUAUUGUUGAGUCUAUGGGUAGUGUUAAGUCUAUGGGCAGUGUUGAGUCUAUGGGUAGUGUUGAGUCUAUGGGUAGUGUUGAGUCUAUGGGCAGUGUUGAGUCUAUGGGGCAGUGUUGAGUCUAUGGGGCAGUGUUGAGUCUAUGGUGCAGUGUUGAGUCUAUGGUGCAGUGUUGAGUAUAUGGUACAGUGCUGAGUCUAUGGUGCAGUGCUGAGUCUAUGGUGCAGUGCUGAGUCUAUGGGUAGUGUUGAGUCUAUGGGCAGUGUUGAGUCUAUGGUGCAGUGUUGAGUCUAUGGUGCAGUGUUGAGUCUAUGGUGCAGUGUUGAGUCUAUGGUGCAGUGUUGAGUAUAUGGUGCAGUGCUGAGUCUAUGGUGCAGUGCUGAGUCUAUGGUGCAGUGCUGAGUCUAUGGUGCAGUGCUGAGUCUAUGGUGCAGUGUUGAGUCUAUGGGCAGUGUUGAGUCUAUGGUGCAGUGCUGAGUCUAUGGUGCAGUGCUGAGUCUAUGGUGCAGUGCUGAGUCUAUGGUGCAGUGCUGAGUCUAUGGUGCAGUGCUGAGUCUAUGGUGCAGUGCUGAGUCUAUGGUGCAGUGCUGAGUCUAUGGGCAGUGCUGAGUCUAUGGUGCAGUGUUGAGUCUAUGGGCAGUGUUGAGUCUAUGGUGCAGUGCUGAGUCUAUGGUGCAGUGCUGAGUCUAUGGUGCAGUGCUGAGUCUAUGGUGCAGUGCUGAGUCUAUGGUGCAGUGCUGAGUCUAUGGUGCAGUGCUGAGUCUAUGGUGCAGUGCUGAGUCUAUGGGCAGUGUUGAGUCUAUGGGUAGUGUUGAGUCUAUGGGGCAGUGUUGAGUCUAUGGGUAGUGUUGAGUCUAUGGUGCAGUGUUGAGUAUAUGGUGCAGUGCUGAGUCUAUGGUGCAGUGCUGAGUCUAUGGUGCAGUGCUGAGUCUAUGGUGCAGUGCUGAGUCUAUGGUGCAGUGUUGAGUCUAUGGGCAGUGUUGAGUCUAUGGUGCAGUGCUGAGUCUAUGGUGCAGUGCUGAGUCUAUGGUGCAGUGCUGAGUCUAUGGUGCAGUGCUGAGUCUAUGGUGCAGUGCUGAGUCUAUGGUGCAGUGCUGAGUCUAUGGUGCAGUGCUGAGUCUAUGGGCAGUGCUGAGUCUAUGGUGCAGUGUUGAGUCUAUGGGCAGUGUUGAGUCUAUGGUGCAGUGCUGAGUCUAUGGUGCAGUGCUGAGUCUAUGGUGCAGUGCUGAGUCUAUGGUGCAGUGCUGAGUCUAUGGUGCAGUGCUGAGUCUAUGGUGCAGUGCUGAGUCUAUGGUGCAGUGCUGAGUCUAUGGGCAGUGUUGAGUCUAUGGGUAGUGUUGAGUCUAUGUUUUUUGUUUGUUGCGGUUGCACCCGAUUCAAGAGCCGAAUGGCUCACAGGGCUACGUACCUAACGCGUGCAACUUUGAACUCUGAGGUGCAGGGCUACGAUGAGCGCGGGCGGAGGGGGUGACAGCGUUGCUCCGGCCGCAGACGAGAAGGGGGACGAGGAAGUGGAGGAGGAAGAGAGAACGGUGGAACAACAACAACAACAGCAGCAGCAGUUACAGGAGCAACAGCAGCAGCAGCAGUUACAGGAGCAAUAGCAGCAGCAGCAGUUACAGGAGCAACAGCAGCAGCAGCAGUUACAGGAGCAACAGCAGCAACAGCAGCAACUGCAGGUCAAGCAGCAACAGCAGCAGCUGCAAGUAGGACAGCAGGCACAGCAGCAACAGCAGGAAGUUAAGCAGCAGCAGGUGAAGGAAAUACAGCUGCAGGCACAGCUGCAGCAGCAGCAACAGCAGCAGCAGCAGCAAGUUCAACAGCAGCAGGGGAAGGAAAUACAGCAGCAGGCACCGCUGCAACAGCAGCCAAAGCAACAGCAGCAGCUGCAGCAGGUUAAGCAAAUACAGCAGCCACAGCAACUGCUGCUGCAGCCGCAAGCUAGGCAGCAGCAGCAGCUACAACAGCUGGUGAAACAGCAGCAGCAGCAAGCCAUCAUGAGCAAGGAACUAACACAAGCAGGGGCACAACAACAGAAGCAGCAGCAGCAGCCGCAGCAGGCGGUCGUGCAGCCCGCGCAGCUGUUGCAACAGCAGCUGCAACAGCAGCAACAACAACAGCAGCUGCAGCAACAACAGCUGCAGCAGCAGAUACAGCAGCAGCAGACAGCCCGCAAGUCUCCAUUGCAGCAGCAGCAGCCGCAGCAGCAGCCCCAACUGCUGCAGCAACGGCCACAGCAACCUACCAGCUUCACGGUGCAGCAGUAUGUUGUGGGGCCACAACAGGGUCUCCAGCAACAGCUCGCCAAGCCCGCCCUUCAGAAACUGAUGCAGCAGCAGCAGCAACAGCAGCAGCUGCUGUCGCCGCAUGCGGUGUUGAAGCAGAGCCUGCAGCAGCAGCAGCAGGUAAUGACUCAGCAGCAGCAGAAGGUGGUACUCCAACACGUAGCGCAGCAGCGGCAGCAGCAGCUUCCGCAGAAGAUAUUGAAACAGGUGGCGCAACAGGGCACGCAGCAGCAGUUGGUACAGCACAAGCAGCAGCAGCAGCAGCAGCAGCUCAUGCAACAGCAGGUGCUGCUGCAGCAGCAGCAGUUUAUGUUUCAGCAGCAGCAGCAGCAAGUUCUUUUACAGCCGCAGCAGCAGCAGCAACAGCAGCAGCAGCAGCAAGUCUCCGCACCGUGCGCUGUUCACCAAAGGUUCAAACAGGUGCCCUGCACGUCGUUCAUACAGCUCUCCGCUGCUCCGGUCAGCCUCCAGAGGGUCCUGUCAUCCGCCACCACGGCCGCCACGGCCGCCACCACCACCACGUUGGCAGCUUCGCGAUCAACAGCAGCAGCCACCACCAACCCGACCCCUUCCAUCGCCACCACCACCACCACCAGCGGCGUUAGCCCCGGCAUUCAGCAGCAGCAACAGCAGCAGCAGGAGCAGCUGCAGCUGCUGCAGCAGCAGGAGCAGCUGCAGCUGCUGCAGCAACAGCAGCAGCAGCAGCAGUUUGUAUUGCCAAGCACCGUCACGCUGCAGCAAGAAGCGCCGGCUCCGGUUCUCGGCAGCGCCGCUGGAAGCAUCGGAAGCGCCGCUGGAAGCGCCGUGGGAAGCAUCGAAAGCAUCGGAAGCAUCGGAAGCAUCGGAAGCAUCGGAAGCAUCGGAAGCGCCGCUGGAAGCGCCGUGGGAAGCAUCGAAAGCAUCGGAAGCGCCGCUGGGAUCACCACGGGAAGCAUCGGAAGCGCCGCUGGAAGCGCCGUGGGAAGCAUCGGAAGCAUCGAAAGCAUCGGAAGCGCCGCUGGGAUCACCGCGGGAAGCGCUUCUCCCGGUGGGGCGUCGCUAGCCGCUACCGGGAGUUUGCCGGGAGCGCCGCGUGAGCGCCGUUUGCCCGCGGCUCUCCCCGGAGGGACGGUGCGCCACUUGGGGCCCGGCGCUGGCGGCGCUCGCCCCGGCAGCGGCGUUAGUAUCGCUGGCGUCUCUCCGCAGCUCAGCAGCCUGACUCGGGGGCAGCUGCUGCCGCAGCAUGUCGGCGGUGGUGGUGGUGGUGGUGGUGGUGGUGGUGGGUGGUGGUGGUGGUGCCCUGCUGCUGCUGCUGCGUCUGCGCUGCAGCGUGGCGAAGGUGCGGCGUGCGCAGCUGGAAGGACUUGGAGGGCGACACCGCCGCCUGCUGCGGGAGGCGCUCUUCCUCAAGGGGGGCGGCAACAUGGUGGACUUCCCGGCCUUCUGUCGGAGGCCCGGACACUCGGCCGUCGCCACGCUGCAGCAGAACGAGUUGGAGAGCGGUGGCGGUGAUGGUGGUGGCGGUGGUGGUGGUGGUGGUGCGGUGGUGGUGGUGGAGAAGCAGCAGCAGGGUGGAGGUGGUGGUGGUGGAGUCCUGGUGGACGAGUCGAGGUGCCGCGUGAUUAACGACGAGCAGGAGGGUGCCGUGCUGAGGAUCUGCCAAUGCACCGCUCCCACAACUGUUCCCUCCUCCUCAUCAUUAUCAUCAGCGCCACCAUCAUCAGCAGCACCACCACCAUCAUCAGCAGCAGCACCACCAUCAGCAUCA
Lethenteron reissneri (Far Eastern brook lamprey) is the source of this 4383-nucleotide messenger RNA. Its product is annotated as putative mediator of RNA polymerase II transcription subunit 26. NCBI's taxonomy places the organism in Eukaryota, Metazoa, Chordata, Hyperoartia, Petromyzontiformes, Petromyzontidae. The record is from RefSeq and is a predicted model, not a curated record.